Cannabis sativa is the source of this 3399-nucleotide messenger RNA. Its product is annotated as protein NSP-INTERACTING KINASE 3. The coding region runs from base 1108 to 2988 and encodes 626 amino acids. Gene Ontology annotation, molecular function: ATP binding; protein kinase activity; protein binding. Gene Ontology annotation, biological process: protein phosphorylation. The transcript has 11 exons. Lineage: Eukaryota; Viridiplantae; Streptophyta; Magnoliopsida; Rosales; Cannabaceae. The record is from RefSeq and is a predicted model, not a curated record.
GGGAGGGGGCCAACUUCUGCAUAAAGCUUCACAGAAAGUGAUUAUUAUUUUAUUUUUUAUAUAAUAAAUUUAAGAUUGAAAAGAGAUAGAGAGAGCUAAAAAAGCAAACAGAGGCCAAGACAAGGCAAGCACGUGACCUGCCAAUAACUUAGCUGCUUUGCUUUAACAAAGAGACAUAAGACAUCCCAUUGUUCUUUCUGAUGAUGGUCUCUGUUCAAUCCCACGCAUCUCCUUUGGUCCAAUCAAUUCUUUUUUUUUUUUUUAAAUAUCAAACAAAAUUAUUAUUAUUAUUUUUUUUUCACUUUUUUAUAGUUGUGUAAAAAGCAAAAUAAUUUUUCGUAACUGGGUCUGGCUGCAUCUGUAUCUGUGACCAAGUUUGGCAUUUUGUUUUGGCCUUUGUGUGUUUGGGAUUUCUCUCUCUUUUUUAUUUUUUUAGUUUUUCUUUUUACCAUUUUGUGUCAUGAGCGUGUGUGAGUGUGAGAGUUUGAUUGAGAAAGAAGAUAAUGUGAAGUAGAAUCUUAACUAAAGGAGGAAGGAAAGGAAGAACAGAGCAAGAGGGUAAAAAGGAAAAAGCCAGCAACCCCAUUCUAUAAUGGAAUUUGUGGGGAUCGCCCAUAAACUAUUUGAAUAAGUUUUCUGCAUUUUCAGAUCUCUAGGAUCUCAGAAUUUCAGGCUUAAGGUUUUUUGUUGCUUGUUUCUCGAGAAAAUUCUCACCUUUUUGCUCUUUGUCUGAGCUCGUAUGGUGCCCAUUUGACUUGGUUUGAUUCGAAUUCCCUGUUUUUCCAGCUCGGUUCUUCUUGGAAUAGUGGUUUUGGCAUCUGGGUAUCUCUCGUUUUAUGAAAUUUAUCAGCAAGUUGAUGGCUUUAGUUGUUUGAAGGAAAAGAGAAAGUAAAGCCAAAACUGAGUUCUUGCUAUUUUUGCCAAAGUUGGGUUUUGCUUUUUCUGGGAUUUUUUAUUUGGAGGCAAUUUUUAUUGGCUUUGAUAAGGCAAUGUGUAAGUUUGAUCUUAUGUGAGUAUGGAUAAUGUGGUUAUUGGUUAUGGUGGUUUUCAUCAUUGGGUACUGGUUGUUGCUAAAAGAAAAUAAAGUUACUUAACAGAGAAAAGGAAAUGAAGAAAAGUAGUUUCGUUUUGUGGAAAGUGGGGAUACUGAUUUUAGCAUUGGCUGAAGCCAUUUCUGCAACUCUUUCUCCAACUGGUAUAAACUAUGAAGUUGUAGCUUUGGUUGCUAUAAAGAACAGUCUUUAUGACCCACAUAAUGUUCUGGAGAGCUGGGAUAUCAAUUCUGUGGAUCCUUGUAGCUGGAGGAUGGUUACUUGCUCCCCAGAUGGUUAUGUGUCUGCUUUGGGACUGCCUAGUCAGAGCUUGUCCGGUACUCUAUCACCUUGGAUCGGAAAUCUCACCAAUUUGCAAUCUGUUUUGCUUCAAAACAAUGCGAUUUCGGGUUCAAUUCCUGCUACAGUUGGUAAACUAGAGAAGCUUCAGACACUUGACCUGUCCAACAAUACUCUCACUGGUGGAAUACCUGAUUCUUUGGGGAACUUAAGGAACUUGAAUUAUUUGCGGUUGAAUAACAAUAGCCUUACAGGACCUUGCCCUGAGUCUCUAUCUACUGUUGAAGGUCUUACUCUUGUGGACCUUUCUUUCAACAAUUUGAGUGGUUCAUUGCCAAAGAUAUCUGCAAGAACCUUCAAGAUUAUAGGUAAUCCUUUACUUUGUGGUCCAAAGACUGCGGGGAACUGUUCUGCCAGCUUUCCGGAACCAUUAUCAUUCCCGCCUGAUGCUCUAGAAGCUCAAUCGGGCUCUGUGGGGAAGCGUCAUCGAGUGGCUAUAAUAGCUGGUGCAAGUUUUGGUGCUACAUUUAUCAUCUUGCUAUUGUUAGUUUUGAUUGUAUGGUGGCGAUAUAGACACAACCAGCAGAUUUUCUUCGAUGUUAAUGAACAAUAUGAUCCAGAAGUAUGUUUGGGCCAUUUAAGAAGGUAUACAUUUAAGGAGCUGCGAGGAGCAACUGACCAUUUCAACUCGAAGAACAUUCUAGGAAGAGGUGGUUUUGGAAUCGUGUACAAGGGAAUCUUGAAUGAUGGGACUGUUGUAGCAGUUAAAAGGCUAAAAGACUAUAACACUGCUGGUGGUGAAAUCCAAUUUCAGACAGAAGUUGAGAUGAUAAGUUUGGCUGUACAUCGAAAUCUUCUCAGGCUUUGUGGAUUCUGCUCAACUGAAAAUGAACGCCUCCUCGUUUAUCCUUAUAUGUCUAAUGGAAGUGUUGCCUCUAGAUUAAGAGAUCACAUUCAUGGCCGGCCGGCUUUAGACUGGGCGAGACGGAAAAGAAUAGCUUUAGGUACGGCAAGGGGGUUAGUUUAUUUGCAUGAACAAUGUGAUCCCAAAAUUAUCCACCGCGAUGUCAAAGCAGCCAACAUUUUGCUCGAUGAAGACUACGAAGCAGUUGUUGGAGAUUUCGGGUUGGCAAAACUUUUGGAUCAUAGAGAUUCUCAUGUGACCACAGCUGUGCGUGGCACUGUUGGGCAUAUUGCUCCUGAGUAUCUCUCAACGGGCCAAUCAUCAGAAAAGACUGAUGUUUUCGGCUUUGGGAUUUUACUUCUGGAGCUAAUCACUGGUCAAAAGGCCUUGGAUUUUGGACGACAAGCGAAACAGAAAGGCGUUAUGCUUGAUUGGGUAAAGAAACUGCAUCAAGAAGGAAAAUUAAACUUAAUGGUGGACAAGGAUCUUAAAGGAAAUUUCGAUAGGAUUGAAUUGGAGGAAAUGGUUCAAGUUGCACUGUUAUGCACUCAGUUCAAUCCUUCAUACCGGCCGAAGAUGUCCGAGGUUUUGAAAAUGUUGGAAGGCGAUGGUUUGGCCGAGAAAUGGGAGGCCUCUCAGAAGGUUGAGACGCCUAGAAUCCGAUCAUGUGAACACCCACCACAAAGAUAUUCAGAUUUUAUAGAAGAAUCUUCACUUGUGGUAGAAGCAAUGGAGCUGUCUGGCCCUAGGUGAUCAAACCAAACCAAACCACAUUUUACUCUUUUCUUGUAUACCACUUCUCCCUCCCAAAUGGUUGAGUCACCUAGCUUUGAAAUCAAAUUGCAAAAAUGUAUGUGAUUGUUGUUGAUAGCUUUCUUGAAUGCAUCUGUAAAAAAUGAAGAAAAAACCAAAACAAAAUAUCAAAAAAAAGAAAGGGAAAAAAGUAAUAUGUAUAAGCUGUGCUUUUGUCCUUAAAAUCAAAUGAGUUAAGUUAAUUCAAGAGUGACCAAGGCCAGAAUUGUUUUUUUUUUGGGAGAGGUUAGAAGAAGUGUUUGUAUGUAGCUACAACUACUUUAUAGUUUGUUUUUGUGUCUAAUUAAUUUGAUUGUACUACUAGUUUCCAAAGUUGUCAAUUUAGUUGAUCUAUAAAACUCAUGUUUCAUA